This is a messenger RNA of Dermatophagoides farinae (American house dust mite), 2907 nucleotides long. It is a transcript of the gene HDAC6, whose product is annotated as histone deacetylase 6. Lineage: Eukaryota; Metazoa; Arthropoda; Arachnida; Sarcoptiformes; Pyroglyphidae. Gene Ontology annotation, biological process: epigenetic regulation of gene expression. Gene Ontology annotation, molecular function: histone deacetylase activity. The record is from RefSeq and is a predicted model, not a curated record. Gene Ontology annotation, cellular component: histone deacetylase complex.
AAAAAAGAUAUUGCGAGUUUUAUUUUGGCCAACAUAUCUGCAUUUCAUUAUCGAAUCUAAUCUGGUUUAAUCAAAAGAAAAAUUGUAAAGUUUUAUAAACAGUAAAUAGUAAUUUAACUUGUGGAUUUCGAAAAUCAAACACUGGUAUUGAAUAUUUCUGACGAAAAUGGACGAAUCGGCCAAUAAUAGACAACAAGCAACUGGUGGUGAUGAAUCAUCAGCCAAUAAAAUUUUUACAUCACAUAAUGCCGAAACAUAUCAACGAUCAUAUAAUCAUUUGAUUAAUGAACAAGCUGAUGAUGAUCUAUUCCAUAAAACAUUCGAAGCCAUUAUUGAAUCUACCACCGAGCACAAGGAUCAGAUUGAUGAUGAUAAAAAUUUGAAAACAGGUCUUGUCUAUUACGACGAUUGUGUCCAACAUUAUUGUCUUUGGGAUGAUAAUUAUGAAGAAAAUCCUCGUCGUUACAUUCGAACCAUGGAACGUUUACGUCAACUUGGUCUGGUCGAUAAAUGUCUUCGAUUGCAGCCACGGAAAGCAACUGAAAACGAAAUCUUAUUAGUUCAUUCGGAAGAAUAUAUUCGAAAAAUUGAACGAAUUCGUACAUUAAUGGAUCCCGAACAAUUGGAACAAGAAUCAUCUCGAUUUGAUGCUAUUUAUUUUUCACCCAGUACUUUUGAAUGUGCACAAUAUGCAUGCGGUUCCGUAUUGGAAUUGAUCGAUGCAUUGAUGACCGAUCGUAUACAGAAUGGAAUGGCUGUAGUAAGACCACCCGGUCAUCAUGCAAUGGAUAGUGAAGCGUGUGGCUAUUGUAUCUUCAACAAUGUAGCCAUUGCAGCCAAAUAUUGUCGACAAAAAUAUCAUUUGCAACGAAUAUUGAUUGUUGAUUGGGAUGUACAUCAUGGUCAGGCAACACAACAGGCAUUCUAUAAAGAUCCGGACGUUCUUUAUGUUUCAUUACAUCGUUAUGAACAGGGUGCAUUCUGGCCAGAAUUAAUUGAAUCAAAUUAUAAUUUUUGUGGUGAAGCCAAUGGCCGAGGAUUCAACAUGAAUAUUCCAUUGAAUGAGACUGGCUUAACUGAUACUGAUUAUCUUUCCAUAUGGCAUAAUCUUUUGCUACCAGUUUUCUAUGAAUUCAAUCCGGAAUUAGUUCUUAUAUCGGCCGGUUAUGAUGCAGCCAUCGGUUGUCCUGAAGGUGAAAUGUUGUUAACACCAGCUGUUUAUGGGCAUUUUACUCAUUAUCUAAUGGGCUUAGCUCAAGGUAAAGUUGGUGUCAUACUUGAAGGUGGCUAUUGUAUAGAAUCAUUGGCCGACAGUGUUGCCUGCACUGUUCAAACAUUGCUUAGACAACCACCGAUACCGUGUAAUAUGAGAUAUCCAAUCAAUCAAUCGGUUAUCGAAUCUGUAUUGAAUGUGAUUGCUGUCCACCGUUCAAAUUGGCAAUCGCUUUGCAUACAGAAAACAUUCGAUCGACAUGAUAAAUAUUUGGAUGAUGUAGAAGAACAAGCCAUACGUAAACGACAUUGUCCUACAUUAGAAUAUUGUGGUAUUGCCGAUCUAUUGGAUAAAAGUCCCGAAUCAUAUCCAACUAGAGAUUGUUAUCCAAAACAAAGUGAAGAAAAUCAGAAAAAAUCUCAGCUAUUAAUCCAGCAUUUACGUGCUAAAGUAUGUGAAAAAACCAUUCAUUAUGAUUCGAAUCGACGUACUUGUUUGAUUAGAUCGCCCAUUCUAACGAAUCGUCAUGCAGCACCUAAAACUCAUCCAGAACGACCAAAUCGAAUUAAAUAUUUGUGGCGAUUGCUGAAAUCGGAGAAAAUUCUCGACAAAUGUCUGGUUUUAAGUGAUAAUAAUCGAUCUGUAACUGAUGAACAACUAUCGGCUUGUCAUUCAUUCGAAUUUAUCGAUAAGAUUGCUCGUACUGAACGAAUGAAUUAUAAAGAAUUACGUGAAUAUGAACAACAAUUCGAUUCGUUAUAUCUGACCAGUGAUAGCUAUAAGGCUGCCAAAUUAUCUAUUGGAUCAUUAUUACAAGUAGUCGAUUGUGUCGUUCGUAAUGAAUGCCUCAAUGGAUUUGCUUGUAUUCGACCACCUGGACAUCAUGCUAAACGUAGUGAAGCAGCUGGAUUUUGUAUGUUUAAUCAGGUUGCAAUUGCUGCCCGUUAUGCCCUUGAACAGCAUGGAUUAAGACGAAUAUUGAUUGUCGAUUGGGAUAUACAUCAUGGUGACGGAACACAGGAUAUCGUAACAGACGAUGAACGAAUUCUUUUCAUUUCGAUACAUCGUUAUGAUCAUGGUGAUUUUUAUCCGGAAAAUAAAUCAGCAUCCAAUUAUCGAACUGGAAGACGAAAUAUUAUCAACAUUCCUUGGAAUGGUGCUCAAAUGGGUGAUCGAGAAUAUUUGACCGCAUUUUUCAACAUUGUAAUGCCAGUAGCAUAUAAUUUUGAUCCAGAAUUAGUAUUGGUCAGUUCAGGUUUCGAUGCUGCUGAAUGUGAUCCACUUGGUGAUUAUCAUGUAUCACCAUCUGCAUAUGGACAUAUGACACAUUUAUUAUGUUCAUUAGCCAAUGGAAAAAUUAUCCUAUCAUUGGAAGGUGGUUAUCAUCUACAAGCCAUUGCCAAUUCAGCCAUGGAAUGUAUUCGAGUCUUAUUGGGUGAACCACCCAAAUCAUUAUCGACCAACAGCAAAGAUGAUAAUAACCAUCAACAAUGGAAAUUGGAUGUGAAUGCCAUCGAAACUAUUCGUAAUGUUAUCGAUUAUCAUGCCGAUUAUUGGCCAUGUUUUGUGUACAAUGUUGAUAUUGCUAAGAAUACUAUCGAUUAAAAAACAAAACAAUAAUAUAAAACAUUAAAAUGUCAUCUUUAACACAUUAAUGAUUAAAAUCCAUUGUGUGCAGAACGCGCAAAUUCAAA